AUGUCUGAGAGCUCGGACCAACUUUCCUCACCGAGCAGCGAGUGCAACAGUCAAAUGGGAGCAGUGCACCGCAACGUCGGGUCCGCCAGGUCGUACAACGGCACGGCUAUGACCGGUCUGCCGUUGAAUCACCAUUCUCAUCCCCAGAAUUUAACCCCCACGUCUUCGGGCAGUCCUCGGUAUCCUCAGGAUUUGCCCACCUGUAGUGCUUCGAGCGUCUCCUCCAACGUCGGCAGCGUCGGCAGCCUCCCCCUCGACGGGACCUCCACCAACUUCACCCCCGAACAGAUUUCCUGCAUGUGCGAGGCGCUUUCCCAGAGUCAGGACAUCGAGAAACUCACGAGUUUCCUCUGGUCCCUUCCACCCGGUGAGCUUUUGCGAGGUGGCGAAAGCGUUCUGAUGGCGAGGGCGGAGGUGGCCUUCCACAGAGGGGCUUAUCACGAGCUGUACUCGAUCCUGCAAAGUCACCCCUUUUCACCGAGACGACACUCGGAUUUGCAGCAGAUGUGGUACAAGUCUCAUUACUGCGAGGCCGAGAAAGUUCGCGGCCGACCCCUAGGUGCAGUCGACAAGUACCGUUUGCGAAAAAAGUACCCGCUCCCGAAAACUAUCUGGGACGGGGAGGAGACCGUCUAUUGUUUCAAGGAACGCUCCAGGAAAGCCCUGAAGGAGUGCUACGUAAGAAAUAGGUACCCGACGCCGGACGAGAAGAAGAACCUCGCCGUGACGACCGGACUUACCCUCACGCAAGUCUCCAAUUGGUUUAAGAAUCGUCGGCAGAGGGAUCGCACCCCACAAACGAGACAAGAAAUGCUGUCGUUGACUUGUCAAAGCAGCAGCAACGGCAACGAAAAUGGUCCUGGCAGCAACGGCGGGAGCCAUCAGUCGCUGCAGACCCUUGACUCGGGGAGUCCCAACCUUACGAUGUCGCCAUUGUCGACGAUGGGAAUGUCACCGGUGACAAUGAAUCCAUGCAGCCCGAUGGGCAUGAGUCCCAUGGGACCUCAUCAUCACGGCUACCCGACCCCCGUGACACCUUCCUCCAUGCACACGACGCAUCCUCAUAAUGGCGGCCUCAGUCCCAUGAACGACGUCAAAACUCUGUGCUAUGGGCGAGGUGUUUAUGACAGUGGAAAGGACGUGGAACAGAGCCCCGUGUACUACUCGAGUCACUCGAGUAUGCAUCAUCAGUACUAUCAGCAGAGCCAUCAUCAGAUGAUGAGCGGAUCCCAUCAUCACCAUCAUCACCAUCAGCAGGGCAUGUCGGCAGGAUACGAAAUCAUGUUGCCACCCCCGCAACAUUCGAUGUGA
Messenger RNA from Orussus abietinus, 1311 nucleotides. RefSeq names its product homeobox protein SIX2 (gene Six4). The transcript has 4 exons. The coding region runs from base 1 to 1311 and encodes 436 amino acids. Gene Ontology annotation, cellular component: nucleus; transcription regulator complex. Gene Ontology annotation, biological process: regulation of transcription by RNA polymerase II. The record is from RefSeq and is a predicted model, not a curated record. Gene Ontology annotation, molecular function: DNA-binding transcription factor activity, RNA polymerase II-specific; RNA polymerase II cis-regulatory region sequence-specific DNA binding. Lineage: Eukaryota; Metazoa; Arthropoda; Insecta; Hymenoptera; Orussidae.